This is a messenger RNA of Sporothrix brasiliensis 5110, 1620 nucleotides long. Its product is annotated as Ca2+:H+ antiporter. The coding region runs from base 1 to 1620 and encodes 539 amino acids. The record is from RefSeq and is a predicted model, not a curated record. Gene Ontology annotation, biological process: calcium ion transmembrane transport; intracellular calcium ion homeostasis. Gene Ontology annotation, molecular function: calcium:proton antiporter activity. Lineage: Eukaryota; Fungi; Ascomycota; Sordariomycetes; Ophiostomatales; Ophiostomataceae. Gene Ontology annotation, cellular component: fungal-type vacuole membrane. The transcript is spliced from 2 exons.
AUGCCGCAACCACAUGAUAAUCCCAACGGCAACGGGGCCGAUGCUAACAAGAAUGUCGACAAUGAAGCGUCUGUAGCUUUCCGCCGCGGCAUCCAGAGGGCCGUUAGUGGCCUUUACGGAUCCACCGACAAUGAUGACACCGGCAACCGCGUGGACGGCAUCCUUCGUGGGGGCGCCGGCAACGAAGCUGCGCCCCUGCUGGUAGGCGCCGGCGCCAACUCGCGCCGCAGCACGUCUGGUUCAUACGUCCCACACGUCCACUCUUCCGAUGAAGAACACGGCUUUGCCCGCCGCCUGUUCUUCGACAAGUACCACACCCCGGGCUACGACAGCUCCAACGUCUUUGUCCGCUACCUUGCCCACGUCCUCAACAUCACCAAGGCCACACUCUACUCCAGCCCCGUCAACGUCCUGCUCGUCUUCGUCCCCAUCGGUAUUGUCGCCGGCGCCCUCGGCUGGAGCGCCGUCACUGUCUUUACCCUGAACUUCUUCGCCAUCAUCCCGCUCGCUGCCGUCCUCUCCUUUGCUACUGAAGAAAUCUCUGUGCGUCUCGGCGAAUCCUUGGGCGGCCUGCUCAACGCUACCUUUGGCAAUGCCGUCGAGCUGAUUGUCAGCAUUGUCGCCCUGCGUCAGGGCCAGAUUGAGGUCGUUCAGUCGUCCAUGCUGGGCUCCAUUCUUUCCAACUUGCUGCUCGUCUUGGGCAUGUGCUUCCUGCUUGGCGGUAUCUGGAACAUGCGCGACCGUGACAACCGGCCUAUGGAGCAGAGCUUCGCCACGGUCACCGCUCAGACCAGUUGCUCGCUGAUGGCACUGUCCAUGGCGUCUCUGAUAAUUCCGGCGACACUUUACAGCGCCAUUGACGACUCCGCCGACAAGGCGGCCAAGGACGCCUCCAUCCUGGUCCUGUCGCGUGGCACCGCCAUCAUCCUCCUGUGCCUCUAUGUGCUCUUCCUCUUUUUCCAGCUGCGCACCCACUCCACCCUCUUCGACCCCGAAACCACCCCUUCCGCUAGUGUCAACGGUCUCCGCCGCGACGAUGUUAGUGACGACGAAGAUGAUUCCCCGGCUGGUGAAGAGGAGGAGGAGCCUCACAUGAACCCCUGGUCCGCUGCCGGCGUGCUCGUCGUUGUCACCUUGCUUGUGUCCGUCUGUGCUGAGUACCUGGUCGACAGUAUCGACGAGAUUGUCGCGUCUGGCAAGAUCUCCAAGAGCUUCAUCGGCUUGAUUCUGCUGCCCAUUGUUGGAAACGCCGCUGAGCACGUUACCGCCUGUGUUGUCGCUACCCGCAACAAGAUGGAUCUGGCUCUGGGAGUUGCACUCGGGUCCAGCAUCCAGAUCGCCCUCCUUGUCACGCCCUUCCUCGUCAUUGUUGGCUGGUUGGUUCUCGACCAGCCCAUGUCGCUGCGUUUCGAGACAUUCGAAACGGUCGUUUUCGCCCUCAGCGUGCUCGUUGUUGCCUACACGGUCCAGGACGGCAAGUCCAACUACCUCGAGGGUGCUAUGCUUAUGGGCAUGUACAUUAUCAUUGCACUGGCGUUCUACGUCAGCCCUGGCGAUGCCCUCGACAAGGCCAUGUCUGGCGUUUACAGCGUCUUCUCCAGCGUGGCGCCCGGUGCGUGA